Balaenoptera musculus (blue whale) is the source of this 7216-nucleotide messenger RNA. RefSeq names its product sterile alpha motif domain containing 4A (gene SAMD4A). Gene Ontology annotation, molecular function: translation repressor activity; protein binding; mRNA binding. The record is from RefSeq and is a predicted model, not a curated record. Gene Ontology annotation, biological process: nuclear-transcribed mRNA poly(A) tail shortening; regulation of mRNA stability; negative regulation of translation. NCBI's taxonomy places the organism in Eukaryota, Metazoa, Chordata, Mammalia, Artiodactyla, Balaenopteridae. Gene Ontology annotation, cellular component: P-body. The coding region runs from base 690 to 2846 and encodes 718 amino acids. The transcript is spliced from 13 exons.
GUAUGUUAAUCAGUAGCAUGUGGGGAGCUCCGGCUCGGGCGGCUCAGUCCUCCGCGAGCCGACACUGGAGGCAGCAGGAGCGGCGGCGGCGGCGGCCCGGACCCGCAGCGCCGCACUCUCUCAGCGCCGCCCGCUCCGACGGCAUGGCCCGCAGCCCGCGCUCCGGGCGCCCCCAACCUCGCUGAGAGCCGCUGCGGUCCCGGACCCGCGCUUGGGGCCGCGAGCCGCCAGGAUGAGCCUCUCCCAGUGGUGAUCGCCACUCGGGAAUGCGGGUGUGAAGGGUCCGAGCUGCCGCCCAGCGGGGGAGAGACCCCGGGACGCCGGAAAUCACCAUCCCGAAGCUGCGAGAAGAAGGCGGGGGGAAAGAGAGCAUUCUUCAGUUGGUGUGCCUUGUGGGGAAAAAAAUUUUUUUUUAAUCGUAAUUUUAAAAAAAAACAACAAAAAACAUUUCCGUGCUACUGUCUGUCAUCAUCUCUGGGGAAAUCAGCCAGAACCACCAGAACGUAACUGAAACCAGACGAGAGAGGCAGGAGCCGAGGCAGUACCUGCAGCGUCCGGGCACCAGAGCCACCUUGGAACGGGAACGCGUCUCCGGCGGCCGCUGGGCUGCGGCUCCGCCAAACUUUGGGGCGGGCGGGGCGGGCUGGGGCUCGGAGGGGGCUUUGUAGACCGAGGGCCGCCCCCUAACCAUGAUGUUUCGCGACCAGGUCGGGGUGCUGGCGGGCUGGUUUAAGGGCUGGAACGAGUGCGAGCAGACUGUUGCGCUGCUGUCGCUGCUCAAGCGCGUGAGCCAGACCCAGGCCCGCUUCCUCCAGCUCUGCCUGGAGCACUCGCUGGCCGACUGCACCGAGCUGCACGUCCUCGAAGGCGAGGCCAACAGUCCCGGAAUCAUUAACCAAUGGCAACAGGAAUCCAAGGAUAAAGUGAUUUCCCUCCUGUUAACUCACCUGCCUUUGCUGAAGCCAGGAAACCUCGACGCAAAAGUAGAGUAUAUGAAACUGCUGCCCAAAAUCCUGGCGCACUCCAUUGAACACAACCAGCACAUCGAGGAGAGCAGGCAGCUGCUGUCCUAUGCUUUGAUCCAUCCGGCCACUUCGUUGGAAGACCGCAGUGCUUUGGCCAUGUGGCUGAACCACUUGGAGGACCGCACGUCGACCAGCUUUGGCGGCCAGAACCGAGGCCGCUCGGACUCCGUGGAUUAUGGGCAGACGCACUACUAUCACCAAAGACAGAACUCCGACGACAAGCUUAAUGGGUGGCAGAACUCUCGGGAUUCUGGGAUUUGCAUCAACGCCUCCAACUGGCAGGACAAAAGCCUGGGGUGUGAGAAUGGCCACGUGCCCCUCUACUCCUCUUCAUCCGUCCCCACCACAAUCAAUACGAUUGGAACCAGCACAAGUACAAUUCUCUCAGGCCAGGCACACCACAGCCCUUUGAAACGAUCUGUGUCCCUUACCCCACCCAUGAAUGUGCCAAACCAGCCUCUAGGACAUGGAUGGAUGUCUCAUGAGGACUUACGAGCUAGAGGACCCCAGUGCCUCCCAUCCGAUCAUGCCCCCCUGUCACCACAAAGCAGUGUAGCCUCUUCAGGAAGUGGUGGGAGUGAACACUUAGAAGAUCAGACCACUGCUCGUAACACAUUCCAAGAAGAAGGUAGUGGUAUGAAAGAUGUUCCAGCCUGGUUAAAAAGCCUCCGCCUGCACAAGUAUGCUGCGCUCUUCUCCCAGAUGACCUAUGAGGAGAUGAUGGCCCUCACUGAGUGCCAGCUGGAGGCUCAGAAUGUUACCAAAGGUGCAAGACACAAAAUUGUCAUCAGUAUUCAGAAGCUCAAAGAGAGACAAAACCUCCUGAAGUCUUUGGAAAGGGACAUCAUCGAGGGGGGCAACCUGCGCAUCCCCCUCCAGGAGCUGCACCAAAUGAUCCUGACUCCCAUCAAGGCCUACAGCUCCCCGAGCGCCACCCCCGAGGCUCGCCGCCGGGAGUCCCAGGCCUCACACCCGCCUUCGCUGAUGGGCCCGGAGAGCCAGAGCCCCGACUGCAAAGACAGCGCCGCGGCCGCCGGAGCCACGGCCACUGCCUCGGCUGGGGCCAGUGGCGGGCUCCAACCGCACCAGCUGAGCAGCUGUGACGGGGAGCUGGCUGUCACCCCCCUGCCAGAGGGGGAUCUCCCUGGGCAGUUCACACGUGUCAUGGGGAAAGUGUGCACACAACUCUUGGUCUCCAGACCCGACGAGGAGAAUAUAAGUUCCUAUUUACAGCUCAUAGACAAGUGUCUAAUCCAUGAGGCAUUUACAGAGACACAGAAAAAACGAUUGUUGUCAUGGAAACAGCAGGUGCAGAAGCUCUUUCGGUCUUUCCCUCGGAAAACCCUUCUAGACAUAUCAGGAUAUCGACAGCAAAGAAACCGCGGCUUCGGGCAGUCCAACUCCCUCCCGACGGCUGGCUCUGUGGGCGGUGGCAUGGGCAGACGGAACCCACGCCAGUACCAGAUCCCCUCCCGGAAUGUCCCUUCCGCCCGCCUUGGCCUCCUGGGCACCAGCGGAUUCGUCAGCUCCACCCAGCGCAACACCGCAGCCAACCCCACCAUCAUGAAACAAGGAAGACAGAACCUCUGGUUCGCCAACCCCGGGGGCAGCAAUAGCAUGCCAAGCCGCACCCACAGCUCAGUCCAAAGGACCCGCUCGCUGCCUGUGCACACUUCACCACAGAAUAUGCUGAUGUUCCAGCAGCCAGAAUUCCAGCUUCCCGUGACUGAACCUGACAUCAACAACAGGCUGGAGUCCUUGUGCCUCAGUAUGACCGAGCACGCCCUGGGAGACGGGGUUGACCGGACCUCCACAAUCUAGAGCUGAAGAUGAGAGUGACCGCGCUGGCCGUGAAAUCGACUGCUGCGGGUCCAGUGUUAGCCAUCUUCAGGGUUGCACAGAAUCCUCCAAGAUACUUUGCAGCCUUUUUUUUUCCCCUGGUCCCUCUCCCAUUUUGAUUUUAUGAGAGCGUAGGUCGUCCUUGUAAACAUAUCAGUAGACCUGGGAUUGGUUAUUUUGUCAUUUGUUUCUGUCGUGGGAUGGCUUGGUGUGGGGCAUGGGGAGGGAUCUCUAAGGGAAACAUAGGACUGGGAGCGGGUGGAGGGAAUGCAAGUGGCUUCCUGGAUGGAAAUGAGGGGGAAAAAAAAGAGGGUACCGCUUGGAAAGAGAUGAGAGACUUGGGAGGGAGGCAGAAGCCCCAGCCCUUGGGAGCCUUCUCAGAAGCCUGCCUUCAGAGUCAGGCCCCAGGAGGAAGGCACGGAUGCCUGCGACCAAAGCACAACGGCGGCUCGCUCUUUUAUGUCUCCCCUGAUUGGAUUCCCUGAGGCCCCUGCUUGAAAUCCAGCCGCAGAAGAAGUCCACAUGGCAACGGGGGCAGGAAGGGAGAAAUUCCCUCCAACAAAAUUUCAGAUAAACUUUGAUUUGUGUAUUGUUUACAUAACAAUUUUAAAGGGUACAUAAUGUGUAAAGAGUUGGGAUAGAACUUUUCUUCAUACUAUGGUUUUUGUAAAGGAUUUGUUGCUAUGGAUUCAUUUUUUUCCUCUAUUUUUAUAAUAGCAGCAGGGUCGUCUUUUUAAAUGGCUGCCAAGCUCUGCUUCUCGGGAAGACGGAGCGGUCACGUAGGCCUGAGUUGUGUCUCCCACCUGUGGGUGGGGGAAGUGUGUAGGUGGAGUUGAGGAUGUGGCUGGAGUGGGCGGAGCAGUGGGAAGGGCGCCACCAUGUGAUCGGUUAUGGGAUUGCGCGCAGUCACCUAGAGAGUCUAAAGGAAUCCUGCUGCCCUUUCUACGCUGGAUUUGCUUCUCACCCGGAGAACCUCAUUCUCCCCACCCUACCAUGGGGUGUCAUCCUAUCACUCCUGGCCUCGCUACACACACACACACACACACACACACACACACACACACACACACACACACACACACACACAGGUGGGUACAAGUUUCACUGGAGGAGAAAAGGCAAGGAUGAAUAUUUUUCCCUAGCAAGAGGCCUUAAUACCCAGAUAAUAAGCUCAAAAGGCCAGUUUUGGGGGGUUGCUCGCAGGAACCCCAGCCUGGGGGCUGCAGCCCCUUGGCUCGCUCACCGCUGAGGAAGAGGAGAAGAGCAAGGUCCGGCAACAGUGUAUAAACGGUCAGUCAGCAAGUGGCAGAGAGAGCUGCGGGGAGACGUCCCAGGUGGGCAGUGGAAGAAGAUGUGAGAAAGGUCGACUUCAUGAUGGAAAUGAUGAUUCUAUCACGUACGUCAGGGAUUUGCUGUGUUGUCGGCUGAUUUAUCCACCCACACGGAAGGGAGACAAAACUACUACUUACAUGGUGAGAGAUUAACAAACUACGCUACCACGAAGUAAUAGCUCUAUUUCUUAAGGGCAAGAAAGACUACGUUUGGAAUUUGAUGCAAUGGAGGGUAUUAGAGGAAAUCCAAGAGGAAAUGUGCUCUGCGCUGGAAAAUUGGGUUGUGUAAGUGAUGGUGUGACAGCUCAGCCAGAGGCGAGAUCAGGGAGAUGGUAGGAGGCAUGUUUAUUGAAUGGGUGUCUGGUACAAUUUUUUGGGUUUGUGUUUUAGCAAAGUCAGAGUCGAAAUUAAAGAGAUCAGACCAUGAAAAUCACUGCGUUUGCUUGGGGUUAUUUUUUUAAAUAAUGAAGUAAAUACAAUUUAAAAGGCCUUAAUGAAAUCCAAACAGCUUCCUUCUACCUUCAAGAUUGAAAAUGUACACCCAACACAGCCUUGGAUGUUGUGAAGCUUGCAAAGUCUUCUUAAGGUCUAGAAUGUGGGAACAUCUUAACCACAGAGAGCCUUUAGCAAGCAAAGAACACAUGAAUCCACAACAUCCUGCACUGCAUUUUUUUAAAAAGAGUGGGGCUCUCCAUGGGUGACUAUGUUCUAAAGAUGCAAAUUCAUUUGCAGAAAGAGGCAGCAUUUUUUAGUUGAUAUUUUUUAACCAAGUGCCAUUAACAUUCAUCCUCCACUUCCCUUUUCUAAGCAAGCUUAGGGUUACUUGGGGAAUGUGUUGGGAUGGACGAUCAUGUGUGAGCCGGGAAGGACAGGUCAAAGAUGUUGAAGGCCAAAGGCAAGACCAGAGGGUUUGCGAAGGUGUGUUUUGGAUGCUAAGAACGUUAAUGGAAGAAAAAAACAAUGGUAUAACACAUCUUGUGGAGAAGUUAAAAAGCAUUCAGAUCUGCUGCAAAACACAUAUAUCCAUAAACACUCGGGUUGUUCAGAAAACAGAUUGUGAACACAAUCACAUUAGCAUGAAUCCUUUAAAAGGAAGAAGACCUUAAAGUAUUUGCAAAUCUGAAUUUCUAUUUAUUCCUUCACUGAAUAUAGAAACAAUGGUUAUCUGAUUAUUAGAGAUAUUAUUUUGGAUAUGUUACUUAUUAACUUGCUAUGGCUGGUAACCAUGAUAAAGUCUGUUAUUAAUAACAACAUAAUUCUUUUUUUAAAAGAAAAGCUUAUUUUUCAUUGACUGUGUAUAGAUUUAUCUACUUAGUUGUGUUUUGCUCUUAGUUUUCAUUUUUUUUUAAGUUGAGUGUUCUGAUAAAUUUUAGGAGCCUGUCCCCACCUUGUUUUGAGUCCUGUGUUGACUGCAGGUAUACAGCUCAAUCUAAAAAUCCUAAAGCAAAAGAACUUUAUUUAUAAAAAAAAAAAAAAAAAAUCAAACAGUUGCAUGCAUAUAAGGCUGUGAAGUCGGAUAUUUAGUAAUAAAGCGGCAGUGCCUUUUUUUGUAUUUACCCAUUGACCCCCAAAUGCAACUGUUUUAUAUUAAGUAAAUAGUAAACAUUAAAAAUCUCAGAGUAAAAUCUAUUUCACUACAUGGGUUUUUUUUCUCCCCUUGUUCUGAUUUAAGCAGUGUGUAUUUGACAUCUCUACAUUGUCCCAGGGACAGUGGUGUUCUACGAUAUUGUUAUCAUGUAUGAUGUUUUAUUGGUGCUUUUUAUUCAUAGUGGUUUCUUACCAGAAACAGUAGGAAGACACACAUGAACUGUGUACAAGAAAUGAAACAUUGCUGCUGAUAUGUUUUGUUUUGUUUUCCACAUGCUUUUUGAGUUUCACUUUUUAAACCAAGGGCCAGCAAACAAAAUAGAUGCCCUGAAGAGGGCGGCUGUUUGCACCAAGCUCUCCAAUGCUGUGUAUUGACGGUCCCUUUUUGGUACUCAGGAUUGGAGCUAGAGCUGGGCCCCCUCUCCCAUUCAUUUGAAGAGACACUGAGGGAAACAAGGUUUUCUUUUGAGGUGUCGUCGGCUGCCUUUUACGGAAUGGGAGCCUUCUCCGGGUCUUCUGUUCUUCUGCCCCUCUUGUAGCUACUGCCAGUGCAAGGUUUGUAGAUGCAUGUUCCCCCUCUGGAACCGGGAUCUCCCUGAGAGCCUGGGCUGGGGGCUGAGCUGGGUUGAAUGCAUAGGCGCACAACCAGAAGGGCAGCGAGGGGAGGAGAAAGCAGCCCCCAUCUCGGUGGCCCUCUGGGGAUGUCUUGGGCAGGUGGCCCCAGCUUGGGUGCAGGGAAGCAGCCUAACCAAGGCGUUCAGGUGUGCCUGUUACAAGAAGGCCCUGGGGAAGGAUAAUUUGCACAUGGGGCUGUGAUAACACUAAUGUUGAUUUUUUGUUUUACAAGUCAUCAGAGAUGUUUGCAAAGUGAGUUUUAUUUUUUUGUAAUUCCUUUAUCUUUACUUAAAGGUGAAUGUGUAUUCCUCUGGGAGGAAUAGGAAGAAAACAGGAAUGUUAAUAAUGUCAAACAGAAGACUUCCUCCCUUAUUAAUAUAUAACCCUCAUGUAUUUAUGCCUAAUGUAAGCUGACUUUUAAAAAGCUUUCUUUUGUUGCAUGCCCCGUGCAGGCAUCCCUAUUGUACAUGCAUGCCUUUCGUCCUGUUUUCCUGUAUAAAGUUAGUGAACAAAGAACUAUUUUUGCCUAGUUCAUGUUGCCAAGCAAUGCAUAUUUUUUAAAUUUGUCAUAUAUGGAAAUAGCAUGUUUGUUACAUGUAAAAGCUUUACUGAUAUACAGAUAUACUAAUGUUUGAAGAAGCUGUUCUUUGCAAGUGUACAGUUUUCAAAUGUUACCAGUGAAACACCCUUGUGGUUUAAACUUGCUACAAUGUAUUUAUUACUCAUUUCCUCCCAUGUAACUAAGAAUCAUGGCUAUAUUUCAUAUCAACGUUAUAUUGAAAGUGAAGGGAAAUGAUUAAUACAAGGUUUUGUAACACU